This is a messenger RNA of Strongylus vulgaris, 329 nucleotides long. Lineage: Eukaryota; Metazoa; Nematoda; Chromadorea; Rhabditida; Strongylidae. The record is from the annotation of a GenBank genome assembly.
AUGGAGAUUUUCUUUCACAAUGGUUUUCUUGUUAAUCCGACAAAUCCACAUUGGCUGCGAUCCGCCGCUGAUUUUCGAUAUGGAAGAGGCUUAUUGGGUGAAGCUGGAGUCUUAUACAUGGAGUAUCUGGUAGCAUCAAGAACUCCGUUGUUAUUGGCGCCACAUGAAAGUUUGGUGGAGGACUUGGUGUGGCGACGUUUGCGAGUUUGUCUAUCAAAGUCACAUUGGUUCACUUUAGCUGCAUUAGUAUGUCAGAACAUCGAGCACAAGAGAGAGGAUGACUACAUGAAAGCUAUGGAGGUAACACUUAUCUGUAUUAGCUCAUAAUU